GCCGGGGCGCGGUGCCCUCCGGAGAGUCUGGCCGCACGAGAAGCGCUCAGGGUCUGAUCUGCAGUCGUCUAAGGCCGGCAGGAUCUCUCUGAGCCGCGCCGGAGCCUCCCGUCUGCACCUGCUCCCAGUGCCGGGGCCGGGAUUCCAAGGUGCCAGGCUCUUUCGCGGGCCUACUACUGAUGCCCCCCGUCCCAUCUCGUCUGGGGGCUACCCACGCCUCGAACGGAAGGCAGGAGGAUCCUGUCCCGCUCCCAUGUGGUGCUGCUCCAGCGAGGGCCUGGCACUAGGACCCGGCCCGCUCCCCGCAACGCCGCUUCCCCUAUUUGGAGCCGAGCGAACCCAGGACGGCCACCCGUUGGCCCCGACUCGCAGCCACCUUAAAAUAGCCUCCGCUCCGACCGGGAGGGUCCGAGAUGGCGGCUGCACGCCACCCCCCCACCCGGUUCCACCGGGUCCACGGGGCCAACGUCUGCCUGGAUCCCUCCGGCACCCAGGCCACCCGGGUGGAGAGCUUCGCCCACGGUGUGUGCUUCAGCCACCAGCCCCUGGAGUCCGGGCAGAUCUUCCUGGUGGAAAUCGAGGAGAAGGAGCUGGGGUGGUGCGGCCACCUGCGGGUGGGGCUGACCGCUCACAACCCGCGCAGCCUGGGGGUGGUGCCCGAGUACUCGCUCCCGGAUCUGGUCAACCUGGGGGACAGCUGGGUCUUUGCCAUCACCCGCAGCCACAACCGAGUCACUGAGGAGCAGGCGGCGGCCAGCGAGCGGGGACUCCUCUCCGGCCCCUACCUGCUCAUCGGGCACGUCCGGAUCCCCCGGGACAAGCUGGUGGGCCGAAGCCGGCCUGGCCGGUACAGCCACAUCCUGGACGACCUGUACAGGUCGAACCUGCUCCCGGCCACGGCCCGGAAGAGCCGGAUCGGGGUCCUCUUCACGCUGCAGCCCGACGGGACCGCCGACAUGCACAUUGUCAUCAACGGGGAGGACAUGGGACCCAGCGCCAGGGGCCUCCCUGGCUCCCGCCCCCUCUACGCUGUGAUUGACAUCUUUGCCUCCACCAAGAGCGUCCGGAUCAUCCAGUCCCCUCCCUGCAGACGCUCUGCCGGAUGGCCAUCCAGAAGCACGUCAUCCACCGGCUGGCAAUCGAUGGGCUCAGCCUCCCUCCAGCGCUGAAGAACUUUUGCAAAUACGAGUGAUGCGCCAAGGCUUUUGCACAAGCGCGGCACUCCUGCUUCACCUGCCCAACCGGCGUUUCUGGAUGGGGCUGGUUCAGCAAAUGCGUUGGAAGAAGUCAACUCUGCCGACACCCUGCUGUGUCGCAAGCAGCAGGAAGCAUCAGCAGGAGGUGCUGCCAAAUGAACCUGGGUGACCUUUCGUGGUGCUGGGAUGGAAGGGCCCCAUCAUAGUGGAGAAGGCGAGAGCUACCUAUGUGCAGAUCUGAGCAGGAUCAAGUGGAUUUAUGACAGCCCAAUAAAAACAGCCCAAAGG
Molecule: messenger RNA, 1484 nt
Organism: Candoia aspera
Lineage: Eukaryota; Metazoa; Chordata; Lepidosauria; Squamata; Candoiidae
Product: neuralized-like protein 2
Exons: 2
Coding region: 414-1169 (251 amino acids)
Biological process (GO): intracellular signal transduction
Molecular function (GO): ubiquitin protein ligase activity
Source: RefSeq, a predicted model, not a curated record